CGCCCCUCCAGUCUGUGCCAUCUUGUAUUUAGCAAAGAACAAAAACGGUUUAAGAAACCAGCCGAAGCUCGGGAUGGGGCGCGGGCGUUGAGUCGGUUUAAGAGCAGAUUUUAGAAACAGCCCGGUGUUAACGGGACAGUAUGUUUGGAAGUGGGCCUCGCGAGUAAAAAAUCAGCCACACCCCGGAGAACCGCUAAUGUUAACGUUAGCUCAAGCUAUCGAAGCUAACGUUACCGUUAGCUCAAGCUAUCGAAGCUAAGCUAGCCAAUUAGUUAAGGCUAGCACCGAGCUAACGAGGCUAAGCGCCGAGUUUGUGUCUGAACCAGCUGAACUAGCAGUUCAUUAACUUCAUCGUCGGGACGUUUUGGGGGAAAUGAGACCAGCGUCGUGGUGAUUAUCUGCCGAGAGAGGAGACCGGGCUAUGAGAGAGGAGACCGGGCUAUGAGGAUAGAGGCUCGCUAGCUCGGCUGCUAACGGUUGUUUUUCGGUCCGCAGCGGAACCACAAUAAGCCGCGGCCCUGGCCAUGCCCUCGAGUGCACGGUCGGGCAGCAUCAAAGACCCCGAGGUGGCUGACCUUUUCUGCAAAGAUGAUCCGGAGAAGCUGUUCGCCGACCUCCGUGAGAUCGGCCACGGCAGCUUCGGAGCCGUUUACUUUGCCCGAGAUGUGCGCAACAAUGAGGUGGUGGCCAUUAAGAAAAUGUCGUACAGCGGCAAGCAGACAAAUGAGAAAUGGCAGGACAUCAUUAAAGAGGUGAAGUUCCUGCAGAAACUUCGCCACCCGAACACCAUCGAGUACCGGGGCUGUUACCUGAAGGAGCACACGGCAUGGCUGGUGAUGGAGUACUGCCUGGGCUCGGCCUCGGACCUCCUCGAAGUUCACAAAAAGCCGCUCCAGGAAAUAGAAAUAGCUGCUAUUACCCACGGUGCACUGCAGGGAUUAGCGUAUCUUCACUCUCACAACAUGAUUCACAGGGACGUGAAAGCGGGAAACAUCCUGCUGACUGAGCCCGGUCAGGUCAAACUGGGGGACUUUGGCUCUGCCUCCAUCGUGGCUCCGGCCAACUCCUUCGUGGGGACUCCCUACUGGAUGGCUCCAGAGGUGAUCCUGGCGAUGGACGAGGGCCAGUAUGACGGCAAGGUGGACGUCUGGUCGCUGGGCAUCACCUCCAUCGAGCUGGCGGAGAGGAAGCCCCCGCUGUUCAACAUGAACGCUAUGAGUGCCUUAUAUCACAUCGCUCAGAAUGAAAGCCCCAUCCUCCAGUCCAACCACUGGUCUGAUUCCUUCCGCAACUUUGUUGACUCUUGCCUACAGAAGAUUCCCCAGGACCGACCUACCUCGGACGUGCUGCUCAACCAUCGGUUCUUGUGCCGUGAGCGUCCGCUGACGGUCGUCAUGGACCUGAUCGCCCGGACCAAGGACGCAGUGAGAGAGCUGGACAACCUGCAGUACCGCAAGAUGAAGAAGAUCCUCUUCCAGGAGACGCAGCAGAACGGCCCCGUGUCUGAGGGAGGGGAGGAAGAGGAGGAGGUGGAGCAGUACCUGUUGAGGACAGGCACAGUGAACAGCAUGGAGAGCUCCCAGUCGGUGCCCAGUAUGUCCAUCUCAGCCAGUUCUCAGAGCAGCUCUGUCAACAGUCUGGCCGACGCGUCUGAUGACAGCAGCAGCGAGAUGGCCAUGAUGCAGGAGGGCGAGCACACAGUCACCUCCAACAGCUCCAUCAUCCACCGACCCACGGGUCAGGAUAACAUCUACGAUGACCCGUACCAGCCGGAGAUGGACCAACCUCAGGCUCCCUCGGCUGGACGCCGCCGAGCCUACUACCGCAACCGGGACCACUUUGCCACCAUCCGGACCGCCUCCUUGGUGACCCGUCAGAUCCAGGAACACGAGCAGGGCUCGGCGCUGCGGGAGCAGAUGUCCGGCUACAAGCGUAUGCGGCGGCAGCAUCAGAAGCAGCUGAUGGGGCUGGAGAACAAGCUGAAGGCAGAGAUGGACGAGCACCAGCUGAAGCUGGACAAGGAGCUGGAGAACCAGAGGAACAGCUUCUCCACUGAGGCCGACAAGCUGGCCAAGAAGCACCAGGCCAUCCUAGAGAAAGAGACGAAAGCCGCUCUGGCAGAAGAGAAGAAGUUCCAGCAGCACAUACUGGGCCAGCAGAAGAAAGAACUGACGAGUUUACUGGAGUCCCAGAAACGCCAGUACCGCCAGCGCAAGGAUCAGCUUAAAGAGGAGCUGAACGAGAACCAGUCGACUCCGAAGCGGGAGAAGCAGGAGUGGCUGAUCCGUCAGAAGGAGUGCCUGCAGCAGAUGCAGGCGGAGGAGGAGGCCAGCCUGCUGCGGAGGCAGCGGCAGUACUACGAGCUGCAGUGUCGCCAGUACAAGAGGAAGAUGCUGCUGGCUCGCCACAACCUGGAGCAGGACCUGCUCAGAGAGGACCUGAACAAGAAGCAGACCCAGAAGGAUCUGGAGUGCGCCAUGCUGCUGCGGCACCACGAGUCCACCCAGGAGCUGGAGUUCAGGCAGCUGGGCUCGGUGCAGCGGACCCGGGCCGACCUGAUCCGAACGCAACACCAGACCGAGCUGACCAACCAGAUGGAGUACAACAAGCGCCGUGAGCAAGAGCUGCGACAGAAGCACACCAUAGAGGUCCGUCAGCAGCCCAAGAGCCUCAAGUCCAAAGAGCUGCAGAUCAAGCGUCAGUUCCAGGAAACCUGUAAGAUCCAGACGCGUCAGUACAAAGCCCUGAGGAACCACCUGCUGGAGAGCACUCCCAAAUCCGACCACAAGGCCGUCCUUAAACGCCUCAAAGAGGAGCAAACACGUAAGCUGGCCAUCCUGGCCGAGCAGUACGACCACUCCAUCAACGACAUGCUGUCCACACAGGCUGUGAGUAAGCUGCGUCUGGACGAGACCCAGGAGGCGGAGUACCAGGUGCUGAGGAUGCAGCUGCAGCAGGAGCUGGAGCUGCUGAACGCCUACCAGAGCAAGAUCAAGAUCCACACUGACACGCAGCAUGAGCGCGAGGUGAAGGACCUGGAGCAGCGGGUGUCCAUCCGCCGGGCGCUGCUGGAGCAACGGAUCGAGGAGGAGAUGCUCUCGCUGCAGAACGAGCGUUCAGAGCGGAUCCGGACUCUGCUGGAGCGCCAGGCCCACGAGAUCGAGGCCUUCGACUCGGAGAGCAUGCGCCUGGGCUUCAGCAACAUGGCGCUGAGCGGCAUCCCGGCCGAAGCCUUCAACCAGGGCUACCCGACCCCCAGCCCGUCCUCAGGCUCUGGCGGCUGGCCGUCCCGGCCCGUCCCGCGCUCGGGCAGCCACUGGAGCCACAGUGUGCAGAACUCGGUGACGACUCCGUCCUGGCGCAGCCAGAACCACGCCGGCGGAGGCUUCAGCCGCGCUGAGUCCAUCACGUCGGCUCACUGCCUCGGCAGGGACAGCGAGCUGCACAAGAGCAGCCGAGGCCCCUCCUCCUCUUCCUCCCACUCCUCCCAUCACCACCACCAGCAGCAGCACUACCUCCCGCAGCACUACCAGCACCACCAGAGCACGCCGCAGCUGUACCGUGACAGCCACGACGGCCGGGAGCGCGAGCGCCCCAGGGAGUGGGUCGGCGGCGGCAGCGGCGGCCAUUACCCCCAUCCCUCGCAGGUCCACCACCACCACCACCACCUUGCCACCCACGCCUCCUCGCAGUCCCUGGCGCUCCUGCCGCCCCCCCCACCCCCUCCCCCCAUCUCCCUGUCCUCCUCCUCUCCGCCGUCCUCCGCCUCGUCUUCCUCCUCGUCACAGGGCGGCUACGGCGGCCUGAGCAUCCGCGGCCCCGGGCUGAUGGCCCUCAGGAACAGCCCCCAGCCUCUGAGGAGGACGGCGUCCGGAGGGCCGGGGGGGGGGAGCGACGGAGGGCUCAGCCGGAGCACGUCGGUCACGUCUCACAUUUCUAACGGCUCGCACCUCUCUUACUCAUGAAACCGCCCAGCGUCUCCUCUCUGAUUGGUCGCUCUCCUUCAGAGAGAGAGAGAGAGAGAGAGAGAUUUAAUUCUUAGCAUAUUUUUUAGAGGCUUUAUAGAGCCGCAGCAAAGUAAAUCUGCCGUUUAAAAAAAGAAAAAAUCCCAAUUUUAAGUGUAAAUUUGACAUUUCCUUUCCAGAAGGGUGACGGGACUUAGACAUGUUCCUGAUGCCCAAUAAAAGAAAGAGAAGGAAGCCUUUUUCAUGAAGUCGCUGACAGAGAAACACGCGAGUAGUAAGACCCCGAGCAUCAGUGUUAACUCGUCCACACGUUAAAGAGCUGCACAGGAACUCAGCAAUCCACCAAUGAGACGGGAGCCGUGUGCUGCAGAAUGAACAAGUCCAACGCUGUAAGAUCUGACCACAACUACUUGAGUCCAUUUGUUCAUUCUGUGUUGACGGUUUAACGGCUCCAGACCCUCGGAGUCAGGGAGCACGUUUAAAGUUUAAAUUCUGGUUUUCAGCCACAGUUGUGGAGCGUCCACUCGGCCUGCGGUGCUUUAAAAACCACUGUAACUAUGUAAAUAACGGUCAGUUGUAAACCCAGGUUUUUUUUGUAGUGUUUCAUACGUUCAGCGGGGCGGAGAGGACGGGGGGUGCUGACCAGGGAAGAUCUCCUGAAAACAAAUUCUUCUUUUAUUUGUAGUGAUAAAUAAGAUUGUGUAUAUGACAAUUAAAGAAACACUGCCAUCUCUGUGUUGGGCCGAGACAACUCUACCACUGCCCUCCAAGUCUUCUUAAAGGAACAGUCCAACUUUGUGACACGUGAGCUUGUUUGCUGUCUUAAUUACAGAUAAUUAGUUACUAAGAAGUUUGAUCUCUGGGUGUUCACAGUACAGAAGUCUAGCAUUAUCAGGAAACAACUACCUCUGACUCUGGUCCAGUAUUAAGAGAGA
Molecule: messenger RNA, 4900 nt
Organism: Sander lucioperca (pikeperch)
Lineage: Eukaryota; Metazoa; Chordata; Actinopteri; Perciformes; Percidae
Gene: taok2a
Product: TAO kinase 2a
Exons: 20
Coding region: 525-3965 (1146 amino acids)
Biological process (GO): protein phosphorylation
Molecular function (GO): protein kinase activity; ATP binding
Source: RefSeq, a predicted model, not a curated record